Molecule: messenger RNA, 714 nt
Organism: Acanthosepion pharaonis
Lineage: Eukaryota; Metazoa; Mollusca; Cephalopoda; Sepiida; Sepiidae
Source: the annotation of a GenBank genome assembly
AUGAAAAACUCAGCACUUAGUAUCUUUCCUAUCAAUUUUUUUUUACUCUUUCUCUCUGCACUUUCACUCUCUCUCCCUCUCUCCUCUCUCACUCUCUCACUCUCUCUGUCUCUGUCUCCCUCAUGUUCUCUUUGCACUUUGUCUCCCUCUCUCUGCAUUUCCACAUCUCUCUUUCAAUGUAAACUUUCUCUGUGCAUUUUCGCUAUCUCUCUCACUCUGUGUGCAUUUUCUCUCUCACUCUGUGUGCAUUUUCUCUCUCGCCCUCUCUGUGUUCAUCUCUGUGUUAUUUUUUUCUCUCUGUGUAUUUUUUUCUCUCUCUGUGUUCAUCUUUUUCUCUCUCUGUGUUCAUCUUUUUCUCUCUCUCUCUUUUCAAUUCUCUCCCAUUGCUUAAUUGUCUAUUUAUUUAUUCUUACUUUUUUUCUUAUUUAUCCAUUGUUCACUUUUAGGUCUUUGAUUUUUCUUUCUUUCCUAUUUUCUUUCUGUUCCACUCUUUAUUUUUCACUCAUUCUCUCUCUUUUAACUUUCUCCUCUUCUUACUUUUCCUCUCUCUCUCUCUCUCUUUUCCACUUUCUUUUUAUAUUUUCCUUCUUUACACUCAAUCUCUAUUUCCAUUCCAAUUUUGCAAUGUGUAUGUAUCUAUCUAUCUAUCUAUCUAUCUAUCUCUUCCCACAUAUAUAUUUGGGCAGCAUGUCAAUAGAGGUAGAAUCCUACUAA